Molecule: messenger RNA, 2267 nt
Organism: Myotis davidii
Lineage: Eukaryota; Metazoa; Chordata; Mammalia; Chiroptera; Vespertilionidae
Product: zinc finger protein 420-like
Biological process (GO): regulation of immune system process; regulation of cytokine production; negative regulation of transcription by RNA polymerase II
Source: RefSeq, a predicted model, not a curated record
AGUCAUUUGAUGAGCAUAUUUCAAUAGAUAACUUUCCCCAAAGGCUUUAGCAUGAAGAUGUAUUCUCCGUAAUUUCCUGGGACAAGAGGAAGGAAAUCUGCCUGGGAAAGCUGCAGGUGUACAACUUCCUGCUUCACCCCCUCCCACUACCCAGAGAUCUCAGGGGUGCUGGGUCUGAUGUCUGGUACCCAGCGCUAUUGAAAACAGCUCUGGGGGAGCUUUACAGGCCCCAGGAGAGAACUAGUUAAAGAUGCCCUGUCAUGGGCCUUAGGGCAGACUUUUUCAGGGAAGGUAAGGGGUGCUGUGUUGGGUUUGCGGUUACAACUGGGCAGUAUGUGCUCUCAUUGCUGUAGUAGCGUAUGGAUAUCUUUGGAAGGGCAGACACAUGAAGACAGAAUAAAACUCCUCACUGUGUGGUCUCCAUGUAGGAGCUCAUUGUUCCUCACUCUCCUGUGACCAAGGACAGGAGGGGUGGCCUUUUCCUCAUUUCUAGGUCCUUCUGACUGUGAGUGUGAGGGGAGCUGAUUAACAGGCUGUGCAAUCUCCUUUGAAGGCACAUUCUGUGACUCCUCAAAGUACUGUCACCUGAGGAAACAACCCAGACCCCCGAUCAGGACCAGGACCAAAUGGCUGCUUCUCAGGGACCAGUCACCUUCAGGGAUGUGGCCAUAGAUUUCUCUCAGGAGGAGUGGGAAUGCCUGGACCCAGCUCAGCGGAAAUUGUACCUGGAUGUGAUGUUGGAGAACUACAACAAUCUGGCUUCCCUGGCUCUUUCAUGUAAAGGUAACCAUGCCUUUAUGCCAAAGCCCGGAAUACAAGAUUUAUUCUCUGAAAUAAUACUGAGUACACAUAAUGGAGAUAGCAGUUAUCAAUGGAUUGAACAUUGGAAAAAGUUUAAGCAAGAAUCAUGUAUUAAUCAUCGGACAAGGGAACUUGCAGAGGACCAUUAUAAAAGCGGAAGAGUCUUUGACCGAAUGUCUAAUCACAAUAUAUGUCAGGUUAUUCCUAUCGCGGAGAAGACACGCAAAGAGAGUAAAUGUGUCAGGUCUUUUCAGCAGUCUUCAAAUUACACUGAAGAAGAAAAUAUUCAUACUAGAGAGGAGGCUUACAAAUGGAAUCCAUGUGGGAGAGUCUUCAGUCAAAUAUUCAGUCUAAAUAAAAUGAAAAAAAUCCAUAAUGGAGAAAAACCUUAUAAAUGUAAAGACUCUGGUAAAAGAUCGAAUUGGCCUUCAGGUUAUAUGCUAAAUCAGCCUUAUAAAUGUAGCAAAUAUGGCAAAGCCUUUAUCAAUUCCUUUUACCUUAGUCGUCAGAAGGUUCAUUCUGGAGAGAAGUCUUAUAAAUGUAGAGAAUGUGGUAAAGCCUUUAGCCGGCCCUCACACCUUACUUAUCAUCAGAGAGUUCAUUCUGGAGAGAAGCCUUAUAAAUGUAAAGUAUGUGGCAAAGCCUUUCGCUGGCCCUCAAGCCUUAUUGGGCAUCAGAGAGUUCAUACUGGAGAGAAGCCUUACAAAUGUAGAGAAUGUGGCAAUGUCUUUAGCCAUUCCUCCUCCCUUAAUCUACAUCAGAGAGUUCAUACUGGAGAGAAGCCUUAUAAAUGUAGAGAAUGUGGCAAAGCUUUUAGCUGGUCCUCCUCCCAUAAUCUACAUCAGAGAGUUCAUACUGGAGAGAAGCCUUAUAAAUGUAGAGAAUGUGGCAAAACCUUCAGUGAUUCCUCAAAACUUACUCGUCAUCAUAAAAUUCAUACUGCAGAUAAGGUUUAUAAAUGUAGCUCAUGUGGCAAAGCCUUUAACCGGUUCUCACGCCUUAAAAAUCAUCAGAGAGCUCAUUCUAGAGAGAAGCCUUUUAAAUGUACAGAAUGUGGCAAAGCCUUUGGUUGGUUCUCACACCUUAAAAAUCAUCAGAGAGUUCAUUCUGGAGAGAAGCCUUAUAAAUGUCAAGUGUGUGGCAAAAGCUUUAGCUACUCAUCAGAUCUUAAUCGUCAUCAGCGUAUUCAUACUGGAGAGAAGCCUUAUAAAUGUAGAGAAUGUGGCAAGAGAGUUCACACUUCAGAGAAGCCUUAUAAAUGAGAGAUUGGCAAAACCUUUAGCCAGUCCGCAUCCCUUACUAAGCAUCAGAGAAUUCACACUUGAGAGAAGCCUUAUAAAUGUAGAGGAUAUAACAGCCUUUCAUCAGUGUUCCUGCCUUACUGCACAGCAGAAUUCAUACUUGAGAGAAGAGUUACAGAUGUGAGGAGUGUCGUAAGUCCUUUACCAGCUAUGAGAACUUACUGA